Messenger RNA from Colletotrichum graminicola M1.001, 513 nucleotides. RefSeq lists its product as uncharacterized. The record is from RefSeq and is a predicted model, not a curated record. The coding region runs from base 1 to 513 and encodes 170 amino acids. NCBI's taxonomy places the organism in Eukaryota, Fungi, Ascomycota, Sordariomycetes, Glomerellales, Glomerellaceae. The transcript has a single exon.
AUGGCCUUCCAGAACCCUUUCAUCCCCUGGAUCGGCCUCAACCCUUGGCCGUCCACCACCACUUCCCUGGCAAGCAUCCUAUCGACCCCCACCGCAACCAGCGCGAUAAUGCCUACCGAGACCACCGAGUUUCUCAAGGCCUGGGCCUACGACGAGCCGUCGGCCGUCGUCAAGUGGUUCAAGGGUGUCGCCGCCGGCGUCGCCGCCUCCCUACUCCUCGCCUCCCUGUGCUGCUGCUGGGCGCCCUGCGUCUAUUGGUACUACGGCGGCGAUUUCUCGCAGCGGGACGUCCUCGACGACAUGACGGACGCCAUGCUCCGCGGCCAGUUCGUUCCCGAGGGCGGCUGGGGCCUCUGGUUCCGCGGUCGCGGCGCACCCGACAACGAGGGCGUCGGCGUUGCCGCGGGUGACGCCCGCGGUUACGAGCGGAAUCCUGACAUGACGACCGCGCGCAACCGCAACGAGCGCCGCGCCAUGGGCCGCCGUGCUCGCCGCCGCGGCCGCCAGGACUGA